UUUGUUCAUUAUGAGUCAACUAAUGAGGCCAACUGAUUAAGAGCUCCUCUUACACCAUAUUAUUAUGUGGUGUAGUUCUGGUUACCGGCUAGGUUAUCCAAAAAUGCUACUGUUACGAUUUUCCACGCUUUUGUUAUGUGGUGUAGUUCUGAUUCAGCUGUUCGCUCCUCAAAUCGAUGCUCAAAGAUCAAGAAGUCGAUGGCAGACACUCAGUGGCGAAGCUCCACUUGUGAUUGAUCGUGGUGGGUUUUCUGGAUUGUUACCAGAUUCGAGUCUUGAUGCCUACAAUCUUGCAAUUCAGACAAGUGUAGCCGAUGUUGUUUUAUGGUGUGAUGUUCAGUUAACCAAAGAUGGAGUUGGGAUUUGCUUCCCUGAUUUAAAUUUGUUCAAUGCUUCAAAUAUUGAAGAUGUUUACCCAAAUGGUCAAAAAUCUUACCCGGUUAAUGGAGUCACUACUCAGGGUUGGUUCACCAUUGAUUCCACCUUGAGAGAUCUCCAGAAUGUAACCUUGUCCCGAGGAAUAUUUUCGAGAUCAGAUAAAUUCGAUGGAAAUUUAUAUCCGAUUUCCACGAUUCAAAGUGUAACUGAGCAGAUGAAGCCAGAAGGAGGUUUUUGGUUAAAUGUUCAGCACGAUGCGUUCUACAAGCAACAUAAUUUAAGCAUGAGCAGUUUUAUAUUAUAAGCUUCAAGAACUGUUUCCAUGGAUUUCAUCUCUUCCCCUGAAGUGAAUUUCUUUAAGAAAAUUGCUGGCCGUUUCAAGCGUAAUGGACCGAGUUUCGUGUUUCAGUUUCUCGGGAAAGAAGAUUUCGAGCCGACAACAAACCAAACAUACGGUUUUAUCUUGAGUAACCUAACGUUUGUCAAGACGUAUGCUUCAGGGAUUCUUGUUCCCAAGUCAUAUAUAUUUCAACUCGAUGACAAGCAGUACUUGAUUCCUCAUACAUCAUUAGUUCAAGAUGCUCACAAAGCAGGAUUAGAAGUAUAUGUGUCAGGUUUCGCAAAUGAUGUUGAUAUUGCUUAUAACUAUAGUUACGAUCCAGUGUCUGAGUAUCUAUCUUUUGUGGACAAUGGCGAUUUUUCUGUCGAUGGUGUGCUCUCUGAUUUUCCCUUAACUGCAUCUGCAUCCAUUGACUGCUUCUCCUACAUUGGCAGAAACCCUACAAAACCUCUGAUCAACCAGAGGACUAAUCCGGUUCAUGCCUCAGUGGAGUUUCUUGUUAUAUCAAAAGAUGGUGCGAGUGGGGAUUAUCCUAGAUGUACAAACUUGGCAUAUGUGAAGGCAAUAAAAGAUGGUGCCGAUGUUAUCGAUUGCUCUGUCCAAAUGUCCAGCGACGGUAAAUCCUUUUGCUUAAGUACGGCAGAUCUCAAGGACAGCACACUGAUUGCCCAAAGUCAGUUUAGCAACCGUUUAACUACUGUUCCUGAGAUUAGCUCAGUUCCUGGAAUAUACACUUUUAGUCUCACAUGGCCUGAGAUCCAAAACUUGACUCCUGCUAUUUCAAACCCUUACCAGAGUUUUUACAAUAUGUUUAGGAAUCCGAAUGAGAAAAAUUCAGGGAAGCUUAUUUCGCUUUCUGAGUUCCUAGAAUUAGCAAAAAAAUCCACUUCUAUCUCCGGUGUUUUGAUCAGAGUAGAGAAUGCGGCAUACUUGAGAGAGAAGCAAGGGCUCGACGUGGUUAAAGCGGUUCUCGGUACCCUCACAAAAGCUGGUUACAAUGAUGGAAAUACAACAAUUAAGGUCAUGAUUCAGUCUACGAACAGCUCGGUUCUAGUCGACUUCAAAAGCGAGAGCAAGUACACAACUGUCUACAAAAUCGAAGAGACCAUUAGUGAUAUCCGUGACUCUGCCAUCGAAGUCAUAAAGAAAUUCGCUAACGCUGUUGUGAUCAACAAAGCAUCAGUCUUUCCUAUUGCUGAUAAUUUCCUGUCGGGGCAAACAAAUGUUGUGGAGAAACUGCAGAAGUCUCAGCUCCCGGUUUAUGUAGAACUGUUUCAGAAUGAGUUUGUCUCUCAACCAUUUGACUUCUUCACUGAUGCCACUGUUGAGAUAAACUCAUAUAUCUCUGGAGCCGGUAUCAAUGGAACCAUCACCGAGUUCCCUUAAACAGCUGCAAGAUACAAAAAGAAUCGAUGUUUGAGGAGACAAGAUAUUCCACCUUACAUGUCCCCUUUUGAACCUGGUGGCGUCUUAAAACUUGUGAGUCGUUCUAAUUCCUUACCUCCAGCCCAAGCUCCAAGUCCAGUUUUCACAGAUGGUGAUGUCACUGAGUCACCACUACCACCGGUUAUUCCAAAAGCGUAUGGAGUACCAUCAACUAUUGCACAACCUCAGAGGACUUUGGUCAAAACAAUUCGCAUAGUUGCCGGUACAGUAGCUGGAGUUGUUUUGUUCUUGGUAUUGUUAAUAUUGUUUCAAUGUUAUCUUCGGAAGAGGAAAACACGACCAAGACAACCGAACUUUAAAGCUCUUAUUCCACUCAAACACUACACUUAUGCGCAAGUGAAAAGAAUUACAAAGUCAUUUGCUGAAGUGGUUGGAACAGCCGGAUUUGGAAUAGUUUAUCGUGGAACACUUAGUGACGGCCGUAUGGUUGCGGUGAAGGUCUUGAAAGACUCAAAGGGAAAUGGUGAAGACUUCAUCAAUGAAGUUGCUAGCAUGAGCAGAACUUCUCAUCUCAACAUUGUCUCCUUGCUUGGUUUCUGCGCUGAAGGUUCUAAAAGAGCAAUUAUAUACGAGUUUUUGGAAAAUGGGUCACUUGACAAGUUCAUCUCAGGCAAGUCCUCGAAUAAUAUGGAUUGGACGACACUAUAUAAAAUUGCUCUAGGAGUUGCUCAUGGUCUAGAGUAUUUGCACCAUAGCUGCAAAACAAGGAUUGUACAUUUUGACAUUAAACCACAAAAUGUGCUCUUAGAUGACAAUUUUUGCCCCAAGGUUUCAGACUUUGGCCUUGCUAAGCUAUGUGAGAAAAAAGAGAGCAUCUUGUCAUUGCUGGAUACAAGAGGUACCGUAGGGUACAUUGCACCAGAGAUGAUCUCCAGAGUUUAUGGGAAUGUGUCGCACAAAUCAGAUGUCUAUAGCUAUGGAAUGUUGGUUCUCGAUAUGAUCGGUGCAAGGAACAAAGAAAAUUUUAAUCAAGUUCCCGCUGCUUCUAACCCAAGUUCGAUCUACUUUCCUGAAUGGGUAUAUAAGGAUCUGGAGUUAGGCAAGUCCAAAAGGCAUAUUGAGAUUGGAAUCACUAACGAAGAAGAAGAGGUAGCAAAGAAGAUGACAUUGGUGGGUUUGUGGUGUAUUCAGCCUUCCCCAACAGAUCGUCCACCGAUGAAUAGAGUUGUAGAGAUGAUGGAAGGAAGUUUGGAUGCUCUAGAAAUCCCUCCUAGGCCUGUUUUUCAAAUUCCCACACUGCCUCUACAAGAAUCUUCAACUUUUUCAGAGGAUAUCUCUGUUUACAGAGAAGGAUGAUCCAAGAAGUCUCCAUGUAACCUAUCAAAGUACGAAAAUAUUUGGAAAUGUCAUAUAUUAUCCGUACUAUGUUAAACUAGAUAUCCUUACUAUGUAAAGCUAGUUAAUUAGCGUUUGUUUUACUAGUUUAAUUUCACUCGGCUUGAAAAAAAAAAACAAAACUGAUCAGUCGAGUUAUUAA
Messenger RNA from Camelina sativa (false flax), 3641 nucleotides. NCBI's taxonomy places the organism in Eukaryota, Viridiplantae, Streptophyta, Magnoliopsida, Brassicales, Brassicaceae. The record is from RefSeq and is a predicted model, not a curated record.